CAUUUAAAAUGAAACGGAGAGAAUAACUCACAACACAUAAUAAUUUCACUUCUUUUAACCUAUUACACAUUUGAGGAGUGUAUGAUUAGUUAAGAGGUUAUUAGUAUGAUUAAUAUUACUAUAGCAAAGUGCUCUUUAAUCUUUAUACAAUUUUCUAGAUCAAAUUUAUGGACAUGCAUAGGACAAUAAAAAUAGAGUGUAGGGGGGUUGAGUUAUAAAUUCUUUGUCUUUAGCGCAAAAAAAAAAAAAAGUCACUAGUAUAGUAGUAAACCAGUAAGUAGUGAACUAGUCCACUAGUAAGACUAGUACCAGUACCACCAAAUACUCAUAUAAAAAACUAAAAAAAAAACCCCUUUUUCCUCCCACGCUUUACCACACCAAGUGAAGUUACAAAUUUACCCUCAUUCACCCACCAUUUCCUCAACUAGAAAGUAAAAACCCCUGUAAUUCUCGUCAAUUUCUCCACCCCCUUUAUUUAUUUUCUCUCUCCUCUCUUAAACCCUUUUUCUCUCUUCCUCUUCAACCUUUCUUUCAUCAUCAUCAUCACUACUCCAAAAACAAAAAUAUAUAAAGAAAAAAGUAAAAAAAUAUCAAAAAAUAAGAGAGAGAAAGUGUUGUUUUUCUAGUGAGAGAAAAUAAAAAAUAAUAAUCAAUAAUGGAUCCGCAUACUCAGAGAGCAGAGGCGGAGCGGUGGUUAGGUAUAGCGGCGAAGUUAUUGACGGCGCGUGAUUUUUUAGGGAGCAAAACAUUUGCGAUCCGAGCGCGUGAAGCUGAUCCUAAUAACGUUGUUUCCGAUCAAAUUCUAGCCGUUGUAGAUACUGUACUUGGAGGUGAAAAGCGCGUGAAUUCAAAUCAACAACCUGAUUGGUACACAGUACUACAGUUACCUAGACUUGUUCGUGACCCUGACUUGAUAGCAGACCACUAUCGACGACUUGUGAUGUGUUUGAAUCCAGAUAGAAAUAGGUUUCCUUUUGCAGAUUAUGCGUUGCAGCUUGUUAUAGAUGCGUGGACUGUGUUAUCGGAUCCUACUAAGAAGUGGUUGUUUGAUAACGAGCUUGCGCUUUAUUUGCAACAAGCGGAGCCUGUUGUUGUUGCUACUAGUGGUGGUAACGGUGGUAAUGGUGGUGGUGGUGGUAGUAGUAGUGUUGCAGCGGCUGCUGCGGUUGCUGCGAGUGGGAGUCAAUUGAAUACGUUUCAAUUUUUUCAACCCCAACCGCCGCUGCAACAACAGCAGCAACAACCGCAGCAGCAACAGAUGUGGCAAUCACAGCAACAUCAACAGCAGAUUAAUCAGAGAGAGUUUAUGCCGUUGCCGAUUGAACAGCAACGGCAGCAACAGCAGCAACAGCAACCGCAACAGCAGCAACAGCAAGUUCCGCCGCAGUGGCAGAUGAGGGAUCCAACACCUUCUAAAGGAGGAGGAGAGAGAAAUAAAGGGAUUUUGAAUGGGAUUGGAGGAGGGGUGAGAGGUGGAACAGCUACGUCUCCGAUGAUACCGACACUAACUACACCUCGGCCUGUUCCUCGGGCUGCACCAGUAGCUCCACCACCACGUGCACCAUCUCCAUCACCAACGCCUCCGCCGCAACCUGCAGCAGCAAGAGUAUCUGUUGCUGCUACAGCAAGUGUUGCUGUUGAUGGUAAUGCUGGAAAUACCCCUACUACUAUAAGUAAUAAUGAUAAUAAUGAUGGUAAUAUUAAUGCUGCUAAUGUGGGUAAUGCUGCUAAUGUGGCUAAUGUGGCUAAUGUUGCUAAUGUUAAUGAGAAUAAUGAUGAUGAUGAUGAUGUAGAAGACGUAGAAAGUUUUUGGACAGCUUGCCCUUACUGUUUUUAUAUAUAUGAGUAUCAGAAAGUGUAUCAGGAGUGUACUCUUAGGUGUCAGAAUUGUAGGAAAGGGUUUCAUGCUGUACAGAUUCCAAACCCGCCUCCGAUUAGUUCUGCUAAGAAUGCUGGUGGUGAUGUUGGGAAAGAGAAGGAUGUGGAGAAGAAUAAGGAGAAGGGCAAGGAGAAUUCAUUCUGUUGUUGGGGAUUUUUCCCAUUAGGGUUUUCGAUGACGGCUUGGAAAAAGCAAAAUCAAGUUGGGAACUUGAAUGGGUCAUCGACUUGGGUGCCCUUUUCACCGAUGUUUGCUAGUCCGGUUGCAAAUGGGGGUGGGGAUUUCCAGUGGUUUGAUAAUAGUGGUGGCAAUGCAUUUGUUGGGCCGAAGAAUGUCGUGAAGAAGAGUACCCCUAGGGUUUAUAUAGAUGAUGAAGAUUUUCUCGCGCAAUCUGAUCCUAGUGAUCCGGAUUCAUCUGAUGGUGAUUGGAGAACUUAUAAUCAGGAAAAGAAUAAGAAGAAGAAAAAGAGGAGAGGGAAUGUUGUGGGACAUAAGAGAGGAAGGCAGCGUAGAGCUGAUGGGUCAAAUCAGGUGAAGCAUAAUGUAGUUAGUGGAGGUGGAGUUUCUGUUGGUGGUGAGAAUAUGGAUGAUGGGUCUGAUGCGCAAGAAGUUGUUGUUGGGUUGGCUGCAGGAGAUAAAUCUGAUGCAAUCAAGACUGUUUCUGCAACCCAUACAAGGAAGCAGACUAGGAGAAGUGUGAAGGAUGUAGGGAGGUUAGAUUUGAAUGUGGAAUUCAACAAUGAGGGUGAAGACCAUGCCCCUGCAGUAAGUGCAGUAAACGGGGAGGAGGAUGGGAUUGAAAAUAUCGCAUUUUUUGAAGGUCUUGACGAGUUUCUAAGUACAUUGCCCAUACUAAAUGUUGGUGGAGAUGAAAAGGCAAAGCCAUCUUAGCAGCACCAGGCCUAUACUCCAAUCCGAAUGCCUCUGAUUGUUCCUUUUUUGCAGUUUUUGUAUGCAGGUAGCUAGUCUUGAUGUAUGUAGAGCAGUCAGGAUUUUCUUAAAGCUAUUUCCAGACUGCCAGUAUUUAGUAUGUAAUUUGCAGGGAUUUGAUCAUCAGGUCUUUUUCUCCUUUUGCUGUUAGAAUCCUCCCCUGUAGAUUAUCCUGCUGUGACGAAUAAUUUUCUCAUGUUAAUUUUGGUACAAUUAUGAGAUAAGCAGGGUAAGCUUGAACCGUUUCUGUAAAUAAAUCAUCAUUUUGUACUUUCCA
This is a messenger RNA of Beta vulgaris subsp. vulgaris (sugar beet), 3086 nucleotides long. RefSeq lists its product as uncharacterized. The record is from RefSeq and is a predicted model, not a curated record. Lineage: Eukaryota; Viridiplantae; Streptophyta; Magnoliopsida; Caryophyllales; Amaranthaceae. Bases 656 to 2770 code for a protein of 704 amino acids. The transcript has a single exon.